This is a messenger RNA of Zootermopsis nevadensis, 2192 nucleotides long. Its product is annotated as inositol monophosphatase 1. Gene Ontology annotation, biological process: phosphatidylinositol phosphate biosynthetic process; inositol metabolic process; signal transduction. NCBI's taxonomy places the organism in Eukaryota, Metazoa, Arthropoda, Insecta, Blattodea, Termopsidae. The record is from RefSeq and is a predicted model, not a curated record. Gene Ontology annotation, molecular function: inositol monophosphate 1-phosphatase activity.
UGAGGGAUAUAGCCCAGUCAUCAAUAUCAGUUGGCAACAUGCGCUUACGUAAUAUCCACAGGUAUCCUGUAUAUGUGUAUAUCAGUGGAAAUAAACAAACACUGCACUGAAGGAAAACUCUCACGAAACGUUUUACAAAUGACAGUUUAACGAUCUCUUUAUUUUCCUGCACUUCGUACACAAGAAAUAUGACUGAAGAUUUAGAUGAGUGUUACGACGUUAUUGUGAAACUAUCAAAAAAAGGAGGGCAGUUAAUACACGAGAGAAUUUGGAGUCAAAAGAGUGUGCAAUUUAAAUCCUGUGAAGUGGACCUGGUCACAGAAACGGACCAAGAAGUAGAAAAAUUACUUAUAUCAAGCUUGAAGUCAAAGUUCCCAGGGCACAAGUUUAUUGGUGAAGAAUCUACUGCUGCAGGAAUCAAAUGUGAACUCACUGACUAUCCAACAUGGAUCAUAGAUCCUGUAGAUGGCACCAUGAAUUUUGUGCAUGGCUACCCUAAUGUUUGUGUGUCUGUAGCACUGUGGGUGGAUAAAGUUGCUGAGAUUGGCAUUAUAUAUAAUCCAGUUUUAGAACUUUUCUUCUCGGCACGCCGAGGACAGGGAGCUUUUCUAAAUGGAAAACCAAUACAUGUUUCACAAGAAAAUGAUUUAUCAAAGUCGCUGAUAGGAUAUGAAUUUGGAACAAGUCGUGAUCCAGAGAAAAUGAAAGUGGUAAUGGAAAACAUGAAUAUACUUACGCCACUAGUUCAUGGGGUCCGUUCAACAGGUUCUUGUGCACAGAAUAUGGCAAUGGUUGCUCUCGGUGGAACAGAUGCAAACUUUGAAUAUGGAAUUCAUGCAUGGGAUAUAGCAGCUGGAUAUCUCAUAGUAACUGAGGCUGGAGGAGUAGUCAUUGAUCCUGCAGGUGGGCCUUUUGAUGUGCUGAGUCGCCGCUACUUAUGUGCCUGUUCACAGGAUUUAGCUGACCAGUUAGUCACGAUCAUCAAACAGCAUUAUCCAGAAAGAGAUUAAAGUUGUUCAGUGCUGACCUUGGUUAGCUCAGGACAAGCAAAACUGUGUAGUAAUUGCAUAAAUAAUACAAAAUUAUAUCACUAAAACAAACAUCUAGUAUGGCAGUAAAAUUAAUUUCUUUGAAUCUUCAUACCAAAUAACUCACUAACUAAAAUUACCAGUUAUUCCAAGACAGAAAAAGAAUAAUAUAUUCUUAAGUGGUUUCCAAAAUUGGGGUGCACAUUACUUUUAAGCAAACAUGAUACAAAUGUAAGUUCUAAUUAAUUCUGCAAGUCAUUUAUAUUUCCAGGGCCAGUACUUUACAACUUUAUUUUUCUUUAAAUAUAUCUACAACCAUUUCUAUAGUUCUAUCAGUAUUAGUGUGGUAUUUCUUGCAUAUGAUUUGCUGAAUCACAGUACCAUUUAAAUUGCUAGAAUUUAAAUUUAUUUUAAAUUCAACUUCAAGCUGAACAAAAUAGGUUUUGAGCAAUAAUAGCAUAAAAAAAGUUCUACCUAGUUUAAUCGGUAGCAAUGCUCACAUUCCGCAAUUAAGCAAAGAUUAUCUUUGACUAUUACUGAAAUAAAAUAUUUUCAUCUUUGUUGUACUAAGAUGGUUCAUUCUUCAUCUUAUGUAAAUUUAUGAUUUGUAUAUUUUAAUGGUUUUUGAACUUGUUGAUGUCACGUUUCUGUGUUUAUCUUUGUGCAGGACUGUAUUUAACAUUAACUGGUACAUUAGUAUUGUAUUGAUAUUGGCUGUAUCCAACGGUGUUUAAAAAUGUAUGUGAACUAGAAUGCAGUCAUGAAAACAAGUAUUAAAAAGGUUCUGUAGUUUAGAAAGGCCUAUAUUUUUCACCAAUCUUUUGUAUGAAUUCUUUUGAGAAAGCUGUGAAACCUGAUUUAAUCUUCAUAAAAAUUUUGAGUUAUAAAAGUAUCAGAUGGAUGUAAAAAAUAUCAAAUUUAUCUCUCUUUUAGCAUAUACAAAACUUCAUGAAGAUGCACCCUUCUGGUUAUAAACUCAAAGAAAUUUUCAUUGAAGAAGAUUAAAAAUGUAGGAUUUGAGGUUUUCACAGCAAUAUGCAUAUGGUGGUAUUUUGGGUUGCAGACAGACAUAGUAUGUUCCUCCAAGAGUUGGCAUACAGCCAAAACACACGAUGUUCCAACUGAGAAGAACAGAAUCUUUAUUAAAUAUACUGUACGAAGAUU